GGCAGCUCAACUGCUCUGGACUUGCCGGUGCGAAGGGCAAUUACGCUAGGCCCAGCUGAUGAUGAUAUGAUACCGGAAAGCACUGGUGCGGGCUCGAGACCAAGGGGCGCGAGAAUAUGGGGAUACGUUUACGAUCGCUUUGUGGUAGCUGUGCCACCUCUGUUAUUGCGUGCGUCUGUGUAUCCGAUUGCGUCGUGUCCGUCCGCCAUAGCCAUACCGUUUCUCGAUGGAAACUUAAGAUGUCUCCCGACAUACAGAGGUGAUCGAUGUGAUCAGUCGAUGUGCGGAAAAGAGUGUCAAAAUGAGGGCAUCUGCGUUUCACACGACCACAACGUCACCUUCAGCUGUCAAUGUCCAUUAGGCUUUACCGGAGUGCACUGUGAACAAGCUCUGGAUAGCAUUUGUCGACGUCAGGCACCCUGUGGUGAUCAUGGAAAAUGUGUGCUCACUGGCAAUCUAGAACAGUAUGCAUGCCGCUGUGAUGAUGGUUGGAUCGAUAAACUUGUUUCAGGCGAUCAUUGUGAUAAGCGAGAUCCAUGCCCACCCGAAUACUGCAAUCAUGGCGGAAAGUGCAAUAGCAAUGGAUCGGACUUCGAGUGCAGUUGUCCGUUAGGAUUUCGUGGUCCGCAAUGCGAAUACGAUAUCAACGAGUGCGACUCAUCUCCAUGUGCAUUCGGAAAAUGUGUGAAUACGGUACGUUACGGGUUGUUCUGUGAAAAAGACGUUGAUGAAUGUUUGGCAGCGAAUCCCUGUGAAAACGGCGGCACAUGUGUGAACCUUAAUGGUGGCUUCGAAUGUGCCUGUACAGCGGCAUUCGAAGGCGAAUUAUGUACGAUCAACAAAGACGAUUGCGUCAACAAUAAAUGCAGUCUGGGAGCAACCUGUAUCGAUUUGAUCGGUUCCUAUCGAUGCGAGUGCCCGGAAGGAAGAAUAGGUUCUCUCUGUCAAUACAAUGACCCAUGUCAUUCUAAGCCAUGCCUCAAUGGACGAUGUAUUGGCGAUCCCGAGACGGGUGAAUCAACUUGUACCUGUGAUCAUGGCUAUACGGGUCCGUAUUGUGAUGAAGAUAUUGAUGAAUGUGCCGAGUGGGGUGAGGCUUUGUGCCAUAAUGGAGCAACAUGUGUAAAUAUCGCUGGCAGUUAUACAUGCGAAUGUCCAACUGGUGUUACCGGCCAGUCGUGUGAUACCCUGAUGGAGAUGUGCCAUCCGAAUCCAUGCUUGAACAACGGCGUCUGUGUCGAUCGCUUGAACAAUUUCGAAUGCUCAUGUGCUGAGGGGUUCACUGGCCCUACAUGCGCUGAGAAGUGUUCGUCUGGUGAUCGAUGCACAUGUUCACCUGACAGCUGCCUAAACGGUGGAUUCUGUCAGAAUAAUACUUGCAAAUGUGCAAAGGGAUUUACUGGCAAAUAUUGUGAGCUUGAGUUGAACCCAUGCGAAAUGACCAAAUGCCCUACUGGUCAAAUCUGUAUUGAGAACAAUGGGACCAGGUCAGUGAGUUGCGUGUGUCCUGUCGGAUAUACUGGAUACGAUUGUCUCAAAGAAAUUGAUGAAUGUUCAACUAAUCCAUGCCAGCAUGGAGGUACAUGCUCCGAUCGGCUUGGGGACUACUUUUGUUUGUGUCCCAGCGGCUAUAGUGGCAAGAACUGUGAGAACAUUGUCGAUCAUUGUACAAUCAACCCGUGUCUGAACAACGGCGUUUGCAUCAAUGCUGCCCAUGCUGGUAUCUGUCACUGUACGCCAGCUUUCUUUGGCGAUAGAUGCCAGUACAAGAGAAAUCCCUGCUCAAGAAAUCGCUGUGAUAACAGAGCCAUAUGUCGUCCUACAGCGAACUACCGGAACUAUACCUGCGAAUGUAGACCGGGAUUUGAAGGGAAAUAUUGCGAAUUGGAUAUCGAUGAAUGCAAGGAUGAGCCAUGUCGUAACGGUGGUACAUGCCAUAACACUCAUGGAGACUAUAACUGCAUUUGUCCAGUGGGUUAUACCGGCCGGAAUUGCAUCGAAAACAUCGAUGACUGUGCUAGAAGUCCAUGUCUGAACAACGGGACAUGCAUCGACGACGUGGCCAAUUUUCACUGCGUCUGUCAGCCUGGAUACACCGGACGAACCUGUGGUGUUGAUAUUGAUGACUGUGCCGACAAUCCCUGCUUGAAUGGAGCCACCUGUGUGGAUGGAGUUAAUUGUUAUGAAUGUCUGUGCAAAAGAGGUUUCAGUGGACGUGACUGUCAUAUCAACGAUGAUGAUUGCAGGCCUGGGUAA
Messenger RNA from Haemonchus placei, 2256 nucleotides. Lineage: Eukaryota; Metazoa; Nematoda; Chromadorea; Rhabditida; Trichostrongylidae. The record is from the annotation of a GenBank genome assembly.